Molecule: messenger RNA, 1526 nt
Organism: Echinops telfairi (small Madagascar hedgehog)
Lineage: Eukaryota; Metazoa; Chordata; Mammalia; Afrosoricida; Tenrecidae
Gene: RSAD1
Product: radical S-adenosyl methionine domain containing 1
Exons: 9
Coding region: 112-1440 (442 amino acids)
Biological process (GO): porphyrin-containing compound biosynthetic process
Cellular component (GO): cytoplasm
Molecular function (GO): coproporphyrinogen oxidase activity; 4 iron, 4 sulfur cluster binding
Source: RefSeq, a predicted model, not a curated record
CCGGCCUCCUGCCGCGGUGCCGCCCAGCCCGGCGACACCCUCGUCCCCUGGCGCGACUUGGACUCGACUUUUGCCCGGAGCACCAGGCCUCCCCACGCCGCACCCACGGUCAUGAUGCUCCCCGGGGUCCGGGCGCGCGGCUGGGUGGCAGCGGCCAAAGCUGCCCUGAGGCGCCACCGAGCGGACGGAGAGGGGGAACACCGGCGCCCCGCAGCUCGGGGCCAGCGCGCGGCGCUGUACGUGCACUGGCCGUACUGCGAGAAGCGCUGCAGCUACUGCAACUUCAACAAGUACAUCCCCCGCGGAGUGGAGGAGGCGGCGGUCCGGAGCUGUCUGGUGACCGAGGCCCAGACACUGCUGCGGAUUAGCGGGGUGCGGCGGGUGGAAUCAGUGUUCUUCGGUGGGGGCACCCCCAGCCUGGCCAGUCCCCGCACUGUGGGAGCUGUCCUGGAGGCCGUGGCACAGGUAGCCCACUUGCCUGCAGAUACAGAGGUCACCUUGGAGGCUAACCCCACCUCGUCCCCAGGCUCCAGGCUGGCAGAGUUUGGGACAGCAGGGGUCAACAGGCUGUCCAUCGGCCUCCAGUCCCUGGAUGACGCCGAGCUCCGGCUUCUGGGGCGCACUCACUCGGCCUGCGAUGCUCUGCGGACCCUGGCGGAGGCCCGGCGCCUCUUCCCUGGGCGCGUCUCCGUGGACCUAAUGCUGGGACUCCCAGCGCAGCGGGUGGGGCCGUGGCUGGGACAGCUGCAGGAACUGCUGCGCCACUGCGACGACCACGUCUCCCUCUACCAGCUGACCCUGGAGCGGGGCACUGCACUCUUCGCCCAGGUGCAGCAGGGGGCCCUGCCCGCCCCUGACCCCGAGCUCGCCGCCGAGAUGUACCAUAAGGGACGGGUAACCCUUCAGGAAGCCGGCUUCCGCCAGUAUGAGGUCUCCAACUUCGCCCGCAAUGGGGCGCUCAGCACCCACAAUUGGCAGUACUGGCAGUGCGCUCAGUACCUUGGCGUCGGGCCUGGGGCCCAUGGGCGGUUCCUGCCCCAGGGCGCCCGGGGCCACAGCCGGGAGGCUCGGAUCCAGACCCUGGAGCCCGACAACUGGAUGAAGGAAGUCAAACUGUUUGGGCACGGCACCCGGAAGCGGGUCCCACUGGGUGAGCUGGAGCUGCUGGAGGAAGUGUUGGCCAUGGGGCUCCGCACAGACGUGGGGCUCACCCACCAGCACUGGCAGCAGUUUGAGGCCCAGCUGAGUCUGUGGGACGUGUUUGGGACAAGCAAGGAGGUGCAGGAGCUGCAGGAGCAGGGCUUCUUGCUGCUGGAUCACAGAGGUCUCCGCUGCUCCUGGGAUGGGCUGGCUGUGCUGGACUCCCUGUUGCUGACCCUCCUUCCUCGACUCCAAGAGGCCUGGCAGCUGAAAUGCUCCUCCCCUGUGCCUGGAAGAUGACACCACCAGCCCCUGCCCCGUCUGUACCAAGCAGUGUCAAGGGGGCCCGGGGGGCUGUAGACAACUACAUAUAUCUCCCCACUGCC